UGGACAAUACUUAUCCCUACUUGUAUGAACCUUCGAUGAAACAAACAAGUAAAGCAACAAUAAACAAUAAACAAGACACCAAGAAUUAUACGUGGAAAACCCCCUCAAUGAAAGGAGUAAAAACCACGGGACCGUAGUCCACCCAAACAAUUCACUAUGAUAAAUUAUAUGGGUAAUACACCAAGUUCUUCUCCAGAUAAAACUAGAGGAAUACAAUCACCUUCACACUCUUGGAAUAACUCGUCAAGAAGUAUGGAACCAAAUAAGCAACAAAAGAACAAAGACCCACGGCUAGGUUAAGCCUCUCCACGGCUCUUUAGCUACUGCCCAGCCCCUCAAAUACACCUCCGAAUCCGAUCUCCACCGUUCAGAAUUUAGAUAUCGGUGUUAGGAAGAUGCUGUCCGAAAUUCAGGACGAUCCGACCGUUGGAACUCCGGGAAACGCAAAAACAAGGCAGCCAGCGCAACCAGAAAAUUUCCUGCGAAUUUUCACACAAUAUAUCUCUUUUGCCUAUUUUCUCUCUUGCUUAUUUUUCACAAAUAUCCUCCUAUAUUUAUAUAUAGGGUUCCCUUUAUUUUUAUCUACUUGUGGGCCAAAACAAGGGUAAUCCUAUUGGGCUUUUAAUCUCAUUGAUAGAAACCAAAACCCAACAGUUGUUUGGAAGGACGGAUGUCGAUAGGUUUGAUCUUAAAGGCGUCACACAUGAGAUCAUGGAUCAAGCAGGAGCUUUCAAUAUAGCGGAUUUUGUCCCAGUACUUAAGCCAUUCGACAUUCAGGGAUUGACUAGAAAAAUCAAGGUUAUGCGCAAAAUUAUGGACAAAAUCUUGGAUACUUUUAUCACUGAGCAUGAAGAAGCUGCUGGCACUACUAGACCGAAGGGGUAUGAGCCAGAUUUCGUUGAUAUAUUGCUCUCUGUGUUCGACAAACAUGAAGAAAACAGAGGUGAUUCAAUAGAUGUAAUAGACAGAGAUAGCGUAAAAGCAAUCUUAGUAGAUAUGAUUGUAGCUGGUAUUGAUACUUCGCGUACUACAAUUGAGUGGAUCAUGACAGAACUCUUACGCCAUCCAAGAAUAUUGAAAAAGCUUCAACAAGAAAUCAAGAUUGUUGUUGGAGAUGCAGACAUUGUCGAGGAUAAACAUUUAAGCAAGUUAGAAUAUUUAGAUAUGGUUAUUAAGGAAGAUUUCAGGUUACACUCUACUGUUCCUCUGUUAAUUCCUCGCGAGUCGAUGGAGGAUAUUGUGAUGGAUGGAUAUUUCAUACCUAAGAAGUCAAGAAUUUUGAUUAAUUGUUGGGCAAUUGGACGUGAUCCUGCUGUAUGGUCUGAAAAUGUUCUGGAAUUUAUUCCCGAGAGGUUUGCCGAUAAGAAAAUAGAACUUAAAGGGCAUGAUUAUGAACUUUUGGCAUUUGGCUCCGGCCGAAGAGUUUGUCCAGGGAUGAACUUAGGACUAUUAAAAGUUCGGCAAAUCGUGGCGCAGUUGGUGCAUAGCUUUGAUUUUGAGUUGCCCAAUAAAAUGUUAGCAAGCGAGCUUGAUAUGGAUGAAAAAUUCGGGUUGGCAUUGCCUAGAGAUAACCAUUUAUGUCUACUUCCUACUGUCAGGAUAUGAAGUAGUCUUCACUUAUUAGCUCAAGUGGUUGGUGCUUCCUUUGCAUUGAGUUGUUGUAUUUGUUUUUAUAGUUUUGUAAUAAUGCUGCCUUGUAUUCCUUUAGCAGUGUCAUGUAAGGUUCGUCACUCGCCAGUGUUGCGCCCGGUUCUUAAAAGUGAUGAUGUUUCCCAGCAAAUAUUGCCUUGACCCUUCCUUGAUGUUAAUCUGAUUCUAGGUUAUGACAUCGAAUUGAAGAAGAUUGGAGCUGAAAACUAGACUUGGACAACGACCAGACGGAUUCAAUUUUAAAGAGAGGUCGAAGUUUUUGGAGGAGAAAUAUGCAUACCCUUAAUUAUCUGUAACACUUGUAACAAAAAUUAUUUUUUAAUUUACAGCUUAUUAUUGUCCAAACAUGACUGUUAUAAA
Daucus carota subsp. sativus is the source of this 2010-nucleotide messenger RNA. Its product is annotated as cytochrome P450 CYP736A12. Gene Ontology annotation, molecular function: oxidoreductase activity, acting on paired donors, with incorporation or reduction of molecular oxygen; heme binding; monooxygenase activity. The record is from RefSeq and is a predicted model, not a curated record. The transcript has 2 exons. Bases 712 to 1605 code for a protein of 297 amino acids. NCBI's taxonomy places the organism in Eukaryota, Viridiplantae, Streptophyta, Magnoliopsida, Apiales, Apiaceae.